AUGGCAGACGCGAUUCAAGAGCAGAAGUACGAGGCCGAGCACGCUGAGAAGCGUCGCGCUCUCCAGCCUGACGAGCUGCCGCUCCCGCAAGAGUUGGAACACCUUGGUGGCGACGAGCUGAGGCUACUGGAUAGGAGCUUGACGCGGCGGCUGGAUUUAACCCUUAUGCCCACCGUCUUCAUUCUGUUCCUGUUAAAUAUUCUGGACAGAAAUAACAUCGCCAGUGCCAAGAUCGCAGGAAUCACAGAUACCCUGAACAUGACCAACAACGAAUACAACACUUGUCUUCUCAUGUUCUACGUCGGGUACUGCAUUACUCAGGUUCCCUCAAAUCUUAUCAUUGGAAAGGUCCGACCAUCACUUUACAUCUGUCUCAUCACGUCGCUCUGGGGCAUUCUGUCUAUGAGCCAAGGAUUCGUGAAGAACUUCUCGGAGCUUGCCGCAGUUCGUUUCAUUUUGGGACUGGUAGAGGCCCCAUUCCUUCCGGCUGUGUUUGUCCUGAUGUCAUGCUGGUACACUCGCAAAGAGCUACCGCCGAGAAUCGCAAUCCUGUACGGCGGCAACAUGGUUGCGACUGCAUUCUCUGGGCUUAUCGCAGCUGGAAUCAUCUCGAGGAUGGAAGGCAAAGCUGGAAAGCCCGCAUGGGAAUGGUUGUUUAUCAUUGAGGGCGCCAUGACCGUAGUCAUUGCGUUGUUGCUUCUGCCUCUUCUCACAGAUUACCCACUGCAGAGCAAACACCUCUUCAUCUCCCGCGACCAGCAGUUGUACGCCGAGUGGAGAAUUCGAAAGGAGAACGCAGGUAUCAUCGACGAGGACCCAGAGUCCAUCUUCUGGGGUCUUAAGCAAGCCCUCAUUGACCCCAAGCUUUACCUCUUCAUUAUCCAACAAAUGGCUCUCAUCACAGCCCAGUCGUUCAACAACUUCUUUCCUUCCAUUGUCGGAACCCUUGGCUAUGGCCGCACAACGACGCUUCUUCUCACUUCGCCGCCUUACUUCUUCGCCUUCCUUGUGUCUCUCUGCGUUUCUUUCCAUGCUGCACACAAGGAUGAGCGUGGAUACCACAUCGCGAUCCCGAUGGUGUUUGCCCUCCUCGGCAACAUCUUGGCAAUGUUCGUCAACUCAUUAGGUGGACGCUACUUCUCCAUGUUCCUCAUGACUGCUGGCUCAUAUGCACCCUACAACCUGUGUGUCAGCUGGCUAUCCGCGUCUCUCCCUCGUCCACGAGCCAAGCGUGCUGCUGCACUUGCCAUCGUAAACUUCAUGGCCGCCGGUGUUGCACACUUCUACACCAGCUACAUGUUUCCGGAUAGCCAGAAGCCUCGAUACUACGCUGGCGGCGGAGUCAUGUCUGGUGCUUGCUUGGUCUGUGCAGGCACGGCGUUGUUUAUCAAGUACUAUUUGAAGAAGCAGAAUGCCAAGUUCGAGGAGGAAGAAAGGGCUGGCAAUGUGAGCCACAAUCAUAUCUCGGGCUCAAAGGCUGGACACGGCGGGGAGGGGGUUGUCAGUUUCCGUUAUGUGCAUUAA
This is a messenger RNA of Colletotrichum chrysophilum, 1524 nucleotides long. RefSeq lists its product as uncharacterized. The transcript has 6 exons. Gene Ontology annotation, biological process: transmembrane transport. The record is from RefSeq and is a predicted model, not a curated record. Gene Ontology annotation, cellular component: membrane. Gene Ontology annotation, molecular function: transmembrane transporter activity. NCBI's taxonomy places the organism in Eukaryota, Fungi, Ascomycota, Sordariomycetes, Glomerellales, Glomerellaceae. The coding region runs from base 1 to 1524 and encodes 507 amino acids.